AUGGUUUCCGUAACGAUCACCUACAGGCAGCCCGGCACGCAGCCUCCCAUCUUCGUCGCCGGCUCCUUCUCGAAUCCGAAAUGGGAACCCCAGGAAAUGGACUUCACCACCGGAGAUGGUGGAGAACACACCUUUUACAAAAACAUUGAGGUGCGACCAAGCUCGCAGAUCCAGUACAAGUUCCGUGUUGGUCAAGGCGACUGGUGGGUUCUUAAUGAGGAUGCCGCUGUAGUGACCGACGAGUCUGGCAAUCGGAACAACUAUCUCGAAGCACCUGCGUCUCAAGAGCCGAAGCAGCUCAACGGUGUGAACGGUGACAGUCAAAAGGCAAGCGAAGACGCUGAAACUUUGGAAGACAUGGACGCCUCGAAAGCUGCUAGAGACUACACCGCUACCCAGCUCGAGCCGAAGACAAACAUCCAAGGUCAUCUCAAGGACGAGGAGCGGCAAAGACUCUCAUCGACCCCAAUUGGGCAAGUUGCGGACACCGCGGCAGAGGUCGCCGAUACCGCCGAGAAGCUUGACGCCGAGGUUGACACGACUCGGCUUGCACCGCUCCCCAAGGGCGUAGAGCAUCUCAAAGAUGAGGAGAGGAAGCGUCUAUCUUCGACGCCAAUUGAACAAGUUGCGAGCACUGCCGCUGAGGUUGCUGACACUGCCCAGAAGCUGGACGCUGAUGAGGACCUCGAAGGAGAGGAUGCGGACGAUGGUCCCCCACCUCUGUUCGCUCACGAAGCUCUCGGACCCUAUGAGCCUUCAGCCGAUGAUGAAGACGGAAACCUGAAGGACUACGAUCACCAUGGCAAUGUGGAGUACGAUGUCGACAAAUACGAUCUCAAUGAUCCCACCUUGGAGCGGUGGCCCUCAAACCGUGAUGGGAUCAUUGACGCUGUGCGCAAGGUCGAAACUGGACGUAACGAAGAUCAGACUACUUUCCAUGGCGCACCCAUUUCACCGGUGAUUGGAUCACGCCGAGCCAGUGUUGACCAAUAUUAUGAGGAAGCUGUCCUUUCGUCAGAGCCCUCUAGUCCAGGUUCUACCAAGAGGCUUGAGCUACCUAGAAAGUCUCACGGCUCCAUGGUCUCGGACAGAUCUCUCCUUUCUCUAGGAUCAAUUGCCGAAGAGGAUAAGGAGACUCCAACUGCGGAUGAAGCCAAUCGCGAGAAUGAGGGUUUGAUUAGGGUCCCGAGCCCCGCCGUACGGCCGACGCCGAAUAUCUUUACAUCGCCUGGGAGUGACGAUGACGAGGGAGUCGUUAUGAAGGGCUCCAAGUCCAGGAAAAGCUCAGAGUCUGCAAGCUCGGAUUCCCCCGCUGCCAACGGACAGUCCAACGGCAAGCACUCGAGGGAUCUGUCACCAAAGUCUCGCCCCGCAGAGCCUGACAGCCCCAGCAUCCGCGUUGAGCCGCCUCAAGAUAGAGCAGGCUUCAGCGCCAGUCAGGAUAGUGAAUCGGCAAGGGCUUCUGCUUCGAGCACUAACGGCGAGGUGUCAACGACCGGUCGCGAUGACGGUCACAAGGGCCAGCUCAAGAAGCGCGGGGUCGGAUCGACCGAGCGUCCUGGAACCCCUUCCUCGAUACACAGCGUCACAGACAGCAAAGGAGGCUGGCUCCAGGCCUUCUUCCGCGUACUUUUCGUAGACUGGAUCGGUGGACUGUUUAGUCGCUUAUUCGGCAGCAAGAGAAAGGCGAUGCUGGCCACGAGCACGGCUGCCAUCGUUGUAGGAGUUGCAUGGUGGAAGUUCGUCAUAGGCGGCGACUUGAGCUGGCCUGAAGCAUUGAUUUGA
Molecule: messenger RNA, 1785 nt
Organism: Colletotrichum orchidophilum
Lineage: Eukaryota; Fungi; Ascomycota; Sordariomycetes; Glomerellales; Glomerellaceae
Exons: 4
Coding region: 1-1785 (594 amino acids)
Source: RefSeq, a predicted model, not a curated record